AAAAUGGAUGGAGGAAACCAGUCCACAGUGUCAGAAUUUGUGUUUCUGGGACUUGUUCACUCAUGGAGUAUUCAGGUCUUACUCUUCAUGGUAUUUUUGAUGCUUUACCUGAUCAUUGUAUCUGGAAAUAUUGUCAUUUUGACCUUAAUCCUCACUGACCCUCAUCUUCAUUCUCCCAUGUACUUCUUUCUGGCCAUCUUGUCCUUUGUUGAUAUGUGGCUGUCUUCAGUCACCACUCCUAAGAUGAUUGCUGACUUUCUCAGGGAGACUAAGACCAUUUCCUUUGCAGGUUGUAUGUGCCAAAUUCUAUUUGUCCAUUUAAUUGCAGGAAGUGAGAUGGUGCUCCUGGUGGUUAUGGCUUAUGACCGCUAUGUGGCCAUCUGCAAACCACUCCACUACUCCACCAUUAUGAGCCUGCAAAGGUGCAUUGGGCUGGUGUUGACAUCCUGGACUGCGGGCUUUGUGCAUGCCAUGAGUCAAAUGGCUGUGAUUGUGCAGCUGCCUUUCUGUGGCCCCAGGGAAAUAGACAGCUUCUUCUGUGACAUACCACUGGUGAUCAAGCUGGCCUGCAUGGAUUCUUAUGACUUGGGAAUAGUAAUGAAUGCUGACAGUGGAAUUGUGGCUGUAACUUGCUUUAUCCUCCUGCUGAUAUCUUACACAUACAUUCUUCUCACUGUUCGCCAGAGCUCUAAAACUGGUGCAUCUAAAGCCCUGUCCACCUGCAGUGCCCACGUCACAGUGGUGAUGAUUUUUUUUGUGCCCUGCAUCUUCAUCUAUGUGUGGCCCCUCAACAUUACCUGGUUGGACAAGUUUCUUGCUGUGUUUUACUCUGUUUUUACACCACUCCUUAAUCCAGCCAUUUAUACACUGAGAAAUAAAGAGAUGAAAAGUGCUAUGAAGCGAUUUAGAAACUACUAUAUGAAUUCCAAAGGAAAUACAUAA
This is a messenger RNA of Ictidomys tridecemlineatus (thirteen-lined ground squirrel), 942 nucleotides long. RefSeq names its product olfactory receptor 4K14. Gene Ontology annotation, biological process: G protein-coupled receptor signaling pathway. NCBI's taxonomy places the organism in Eukaryota, Metazoa, Chordata, Mammalia, Rodentia, Sciuridae. Gene Ontology annotation, molecular function: G protein-coupled receptor activity; olfactory receptor activity. The record is from RefSeq and is a predicted model, not a curated record. Gene Ontology annotation, cellular component: membrane.